Chironomus riparius is the source of this 1679-nucleotide messenger RNA. The record is from the annotation of a GenBank genome assembly. NCBI's taxonomy places the organism in Eukaryota, Metazoa, Arthropoda, Insecta, Diptera, Chironomidae.
ACUUCUAGAGGAAAAAAAUUCAUCAAUCACGCUAUUAGGCUUGCUUAUGUUAAAUCAAAAGUUUGAACAGAGAUUAAAGUUAAAUUGAUUCUACAAGAUACAUAAUGGUAAAAGAAACAGGAUAUUACGACAUUUUAGGUGUAAAGCCAAACUGUUCCAGCGAAGACUUGAAGAAAGCCUACAGAAAACUUGCUUUGAAAUAUCAUCCAGAUAAGAAUCCCAAUGAAGGUGAAAAGUUCAAGCAGAUUUCAAUGGCUUAUGAAGUUUUGUCCGACGUAGAAAAAAGACAAAUUUAUGAUGAUGGUGGUGAAUCUGCUAUUAAAAAAGGGUCAUCAAAUAACAUGGGUGGAUUUCAUAGCCCAAUGGACUUAUUUGAUAUGUUCUUUGGAGGAGGAUUUGGCGGUGGAAGACAACGUGAACGAAAAGGUAAAGAUCUCGUUCAUCAGAUGCAAGUGUCAUUAGAAGAAAUUUAUAAUGGUGCUGUUCGAAAAUUGGCUCUUCAAAAGAAUGUCAUUUGUGACAAAUGUGAAGGAAGGGGAGGUAAAAAAGGAAGUGUUGAAACAUGUCACACUUGUCAAGGAAAAGGUGUUGAAAUUAAAAUUCAACAAAUCAUGCCUGGUUUUGUUCAGAAACAUGAACAAAUUUGUCGUUCAUGUCAAGGGCAUGGUGAAGUUAUUAAUCCAAAAGAUCGUUGCAAAACAUGUAAUGGAAAGAAAACUAUUCGCGAUAGAAAAAUCUUAGAAGUUCACGUAGAAAAAGGAAUGUUAGAUGGACAAAGAAUCGUGUUUAGCGGUGAAGGUGAUCAAGAUCCAGAUCUUCAGGCUGGUGAUAUUAUCAUUGUGUUAGAUGUCAAAAAACAUCCAGUUUUCCAAUUUGGAUCAAAUGGAACAGAUCUAGCAAUGGUAAUGGACUUGCAAUUAGUCGAAGCUUUAUGCGGAUUUCAGAAAGUUAUAAAAACUCUCGAUCAACGUGAUUUAGUUAUUACGAGUUUGCCUGGAGAGGUCAUUAAAGACAAAGAGAUUAAAUGCAUCAUCGGUGAAGGAUUGCCUGAAUAUAAGAAUCCGUUUGAGAAGGGUCGUUUAAUUAUUCAAUUUAAUGUUGUCUUUCCUAACGCAAUUCCAAACGAAUUAGUUUCAACUUUAGAGCAAUGCCUACCAUCCCGUCCAAGAGUUGAUAUUCCAAUUACAGCAGAGGAAUGUAUGCUAAGUGAAUACGAUCCGAAUGCUGAUUCACAGAGAAGACACCGAGAAGCUUACGAAGAAGAUGAUGAUCAUUUCCAUGGUCGUGGACCACGCGUACAGCAAUGCACUACAUCAUAAAUCAAUGUAGAGUUAUUUAAACCUUUUCUCUUAUCAAACGAAAAUAACCAAUACCUAUAAAAAAAAAACUAAACAUAUAAUGCAACAAAAACUUAAUUUAUUAUUAUUGUUAUUUGCUUUUUAAACGACAUUCAAUAAUGUUUUUAAUAGUUUCGCCUGUAUUAAGCGAGUAUAACAUUAAGACAACAUACAGCAAAUAUUUAUACACUAUAACAAUCGAUGAUUUUCAGUUUUUGUCACUGUAUAUUUAGUAAUUUAAUAUUAAUAUUAAAAAUUUCAAUUGCUUACAUAUUUUAAAUUGUACGUCUUUCUCAUUCAAUUUUUUCUCCUAAAUGAUCAAUAUUUUGUUAAACAGCCCUU